Messenger RNA from Hibiscus syriacus, 1461 nucleotides. RefSeq lists its product as uncharacterized. The record is from RefSeq and is a predicted model, not a curated record. The coding region runs from base 1 to 1461 and encodes 486 amino acids. NCBI's taxonomy places the organism in Eukaryota, Viridiplantae, Streptophyta, Magnoliopsida, Malvales, Malvaceae. The transcript is spliced from 4 exons.
AUGAGGGACUGGGUUUUGGAGAAUGGCUCUUGGAACAUUCAAAAUAAACCCCUAGUAUUAAGGAAAUGGGAGCCGAGCUUAAAGAAACUAGACUUUGAUUUUAAGCAUAUACCAGUGUGGAUCCAGCUUUAUGAUGUUCCUCUUGAGCUCUUUUCUAGGGGAGGCCUUAGCUAUAUAACUAGUGCUGUUGGGAUCCCUUUAUAUAUGGAUUAUGUUACUGCUUCGAAUGAGAUAUUGGAAUUUUCCAAGGUAUGUGUGGAGGUUGAGGCUGGGACAUUGUUACCUGAUGUAAUCAAUGUAGUAUUGCAUGAUGGCUCUGUAGUGAUGAUUUGUGUCUAUGCUCCUUGGUUCCAUAAGUUUUGUACUCAGUGUAAAAUCUUUGGGAAUCAGACCCAUUCAUGUGUUGAGAUUACUAAAGCUAAGGGGAAAACUAAAGAUAAUUUGAUUUGGAGGCGAAAGGAUAAUUCUAACCCUGGUUUUCUUGAGAAGUCAGACAAAAUUGUCAAUGUAGUAGCUAAUUCUGUUGCACAGUGUGGAGAGGUGCCUAAGCUUUUAUCUUCUGAGCUGAAGGAUACGGUACAAGUGAUUGUUGAAGAUAAUAUUGGCUUCUCUCAAGAACCUGUUAAGGUUAUUUCUGAUGUAACUGAUAAGAAUUUACAACAUUCCGUUGACCAGGUUGGUGAGGGCCUGCCAGGGGUUGCGGCUGAUAGGUCUUUGCCUUCAGUGGAUCAAGAGAACACUAGAUGUGGUGGUGCUGUUAAUGGAAAUAAGAUGGCUAAGAAAAAGAGACUACCUUUAUCUGUUCUUAAGAUAUGUGAUCAGGCUAUCUCAAUUGUUGGUGAUGUGGUUGGUCAUAAGAUGGUUAUUACUGAUGUAUAUGGCAGUAACAACAGUCUGGUCAGGAGAGGCUUAUGGGCUCAUCUUAAGAGCUUGGAAUUUGAUGUCGGUUCCUUUUCUUGGGUGGUUGGGGGAGAUUUUGAUGCUCAAGAGAAUUCUGACAUGGAUGAUUUUAAGGAGUGUUUGGUGGACUUAGAGCUUCAAGAUCAUCCUUACAUUGGUCCUCUUUUUACUUGGUCAAACAAGCAAGAAAAUUCCUUCUUAGCUCGCAAGCUAGAUAGAAUUUUAAUAAACCCUCAAUGGUUAUUUGAGUUUCCAGACUCUGCUGUGGAAUUUAAAGCCCAGGGUGUUUCAGAUCAUUAUCCUGGUGUUAUUUGGACUCAGAAAAGGGCUCAGGUUCAUAAGCCAAAGCCGUUCAAGUUUUUUAAUUGUUGGACUGCUAAUGAAAAUUUCUUGAGGGUUGUUAAAGACUCUUGGCUAGAGCAAUGUGGGGGCAAUACUAUGCAGUUACUUUUUAAUAAGUUGAAGAGACUUAAUCCAUUAUUAAAGGAAUUAAACAGAAGCCAUUUUUCAGAUAUUUCUAGCAGAGUAGUUGUUAAAAGGGCUGAGCUUGAAUCAAUUUAA